This is a messenger RNA of Salvelinus sp. IW2-2015, 4700 nucleotides long. The record is from RefSeq and is a predicted model, not a curated record. Lineage: Eukaryota; Metazoa; Chordata; Actinopteri; Salmoniformes; Salmonidae.
CUGUUAAGAGUUAAGGCAAUACCACUUUCACCGAUGACCACCUCACUGGAAAGGAAGAAGGCAUUAAGUAUAAGUUAUGAGUUAAAGACUGGAGUCUAUAUGGCUUCAUUGUUCAUUUGACAGCAUGUUCAUCCUGUAGGUUCAUCCUGUAGGCUACACUGCAACUUUGCAACUCUGGCCUUAUUGUGUAUGUAACUUACAGUCUAUUAUCAUCAUCAAUAAGGCUCCAAUAUCCUACUUUGUAUAGGUACAUGCAUAGCCUAUAGUUGCCAUCCAUCAGUCCCCUUGCGCCAAACAUAAUGUAAAACAAAUCUCAGUAUAACACCAGGCCGGCCAAAGCUCCGCCUCCAUGUAGCAAAACAUGGACGGUAAAAAGCAGCCAUCGCUGAUGGCGUAUUGCUACCAUGGACAGCGACCACGGAGUGUGCACGUCCAGGAUCUUGUUGCAUUGAAUUUAGAACGUUUUCGUUGCUGUCACUACGUGGGUUUACUUCCGAGCCUAAUGUAAAGCAUUAGGUAGGCGAUACAUCGAGCCAGCAGCGAAAUAGCGUAGCAGCGAAAAGCGAAAUAGUGUAACAGAGUGACAACAAUUCAGCCAUCAGGAGCCAACGUCUGACUGUAGCCUAUAGACGAUAGAAAGAUAUCAGAGAGAUUUGAUCACUUGACAUGGAGGCUAUUCUUAACUCGAAAUGUGCACAUUUUCUCCAGAAGCGCAUAUAAUCAGAUGGUGGUAUAGCCUUCACCAUUGCAAUUGGGGAAAACUAAUCAAAAUGUGCCAUGAAUCCUUAUUUCACAUUCUCCACUACAACAAGGUAAAGUGGGCUCCUUAAGACAACGUAUUCUGUUAACUGGUUGAAUUGAGCAAGUUAACUCCGCUUGAGAACCUGAUAAAGAGACAAAUAAUUUCACAUCACUCAGAUCUAAAUGCAAUGCCAGAUUCCACUGCGUCAUGCAACGCGACCACUAGGCUUCGUCCGCAAUCAUGUAGGCUAAUAGUUAUUAGGCUAUUAAUCAUAAAGUUAUACAUUUUCUGCGUUCCCGACAGCGACUACAUUUAUGAAUAGUCUAUAUGAAGGCCUGCAUUGUAUACUUUUCCAGAGUGUAGUAGGUGAACUUGUAAGAUAGGCUAACUGUUAUAGUAUACUGCCUAUAGGCUAUACGACGUUUGGAGAAAAGCAAGUCUUAUCCACAUCGCUGACUUCAGCCGACCACGAACCCCCGGUUCACUCCAGCAGGAAUCACAUCUGAGAGACAAUCUAUCCGCAAUGGCCAGGCUGCGUAAGAAAGCGUGCAUAGCUCUGUUUUUAUUUACACUCUUCGUUUUUGGAACCAUGAUGGGUUUGAGAACUCUGAAGCCCAGCGAUGGGUUCUCAGACCUGGCCCCGGGGUUGGGCCUCCUGCCGAUGAUUGGAGGAAGGAUGGACCGGCGCUCGGUGUCUCAAGACGUCGUCUCCUCCCCGGGGCAGGUGCGCGCCAAAGUCGUUUUAUCAAAUUCGGGACCUGAAGGAACCAUAUUUUACGACGUCCACAUAUUCUACAGCGUGUGGUACGGGAACCCGUUGAUGGAUGGGAAAUACAUGCACUGGGACCAUGUCCUCGUGCCACAUUGGGACCCCAAAAUCGCCGCAAGUUACCCGAAAGGGAGGCAUAUGCCGCCGGAGGACAUAGGCUCCAGUUUCUACCCUGAUCUCGGUCCGUACAGCUCGAGAGAUCCGGAUGUAUUGGAGUCACACAUGGAGCAGAUUGGAGCGGCUGCUGCAGGGGUGCUGGUGCUGUCCUGGUAUCCUCCGGGCCUGGCCGAUGACAACGGGGAGCCCACAGAGGACUUGGUGCCGGCCGUCCUGGACGCUGCUCACAGACACAACCUCAAGGUUGCAUUUCACCUCCAGCCUUACAGAGGGCGGAGYGACCACAGUGUCCAUGACAACAUCAAGUAUAUCGUACGGGGACCACGGAGCCUUCUACAAGUUCACCUCUAGCACGGGGAAUAUUCUGCCUCUGUUCUACAUUUAUGACUCGUAUCUGACGCCGCCCGAGAACUGGUCCGACCUGCUCCACCCCACGGGCUCCCACAGCCUGCGAGGCACGGCGUACGACAGUGUCUUCAUCGCCCUCAUYGUGGAGGAGCGCCACAAGCACGACAUCCUUGCCGGUGGUUUCGAUGGCAUGUACACGUACUUCGCCUCCAACGGGUUUUCUUUUGGUUCGUCCCACCAGAACUGGAUCGCGGUCAAGGCGUUCUGCGACGGUAACAACCUGUUAUUUAUACCUAGCGCCGGGCCGGGCUACAUCGACACCGCGGUCAGACCAUGGAACAACCACAACACGCGCAACCGCGUCAACGGCCGCUACUACGAKACGGCCUUGCAGGCAGCGCUGAACGUGCGGCCCGAGAUCGUCACUAUAACGUCGUUCAACGAGUGGCACGAGGGCACACAGAUCGAGAGGGCUGUGCCAAAAAAGACGGUGACCAGGUUGUAUUURGAUUACCAGCCGCACCAACCUGAACACUACCUGGAGCUCACCAGGAGGUGGGCAGAGCAGUUCAACAAGGAGAAAGAGACAUGGCUCAUGUGAACUGGCACUGUGUGUGUGAAAGAGAGAGAAAAAGCAUGAGUGACUGUAGAGGUUUAUGAAUGUGUGAGAGACAAGUGCGUGGGAAUUGGACUGGUGGAAAAAAAAGAGAACAGGGAGAAAUCCUCUUGAUUUAACUUUUUUGUUGGCGAAAAAUUGCAUUAUGUGGUAGAUUUGGCAUAUUCUACAGUUGACACUUAUGUGCAACAAUAAGCUCCCCAUCCUGCUUGCCAUAUCUCUGCCCUGGAUUUUGUCUACUGAUAACCUCCAGACAAACCCCAUCCCUGCUACAAGCAUGGAUUGACACGUCAAUAGUCCAAUAUACAGUACACUCUGUCCUACUUUGACAAACCACUGCCCAAUGUAACCAUCUGUUUGAUACAAUGCACCCUGACAUGACUUUCCUGUCUGCACAAUCCUUUUAAGUUUUAAAAUGAUCAUUCCAAUAAAAUAGACCGGGUGACAUUUCUAGGAUUUGACUUUCAUCCCCAAGCCAUCUCUUCGUUGGAAAGUAUGAGAGAAUAAAGAACAGGAGAGAGAAAGGGCUAGUGGAGCUGGACGAUUCUUUUUUCCUCUUCAUUAAGUAUAGUCUUUUCUCUUCACUCAAAGCAAGUGUGCUCGGUGCCAAGUAAAGGGGUAUUUCCUGUGUGGCUUAACAAGGAUGUGGAGCUCAAAGAUGUCGGGUGAAGCUGCCCCCUAGAAGUUGAUCUUGGGUCAGUUUUACAUUUGCCCCACUAAUGGCUAAGGUUUAGAUUGGGGGAGCUGAUCCUAGAUCGGUACCGAAGGAAACUUAGGUACCGAUAUAAACCAAAGUGUAAGGGAAAACGGCAUGGUUGACCACCAAAUGGUUUAAUGUCAGUGCACUAGGGAGAGUAAGUGGUUUCACAGAGAUGUUGGGGUAUCGGAGCAUGUGAUUACAGCCAGACCAACUCAGCCAAGAGGAAAACGCCAUGUCCACAGCAGUUUCCGUUUAUCUGAAGACAGAAAACAACCAACACCACCAGAGAGAAACUACAUUCAACGAAUUCCAUAUUUUAAGUCGAGCACAAUUACCAGUUUUAAUAAAUGCAAUCUGUUCAAAACAAGUUUUUCAGAUUCAUUCAACAUUACAGUUGGGACAUUGUCCGUUAAAAUAAUUUGACAUUUUAUAGAAAUAAACUGUCACUCUCGUGUGCAGGCAAUGUAAAUGUAUAGUCAGGCCAGGCUGGGUACUGGAAUAUGAAUGAUAAAUUCAGUGUGUAUGACCUAUUUGUACCUAGGCUUACUGAAAUCUUGCUGUCCAUUACUAAAAUGUAAAGAGACAAUUUAGGAAUAAAAGGAUGUGCCCUCUGACUUAUCUUUAAAACAAAGACUAUCCAUUCUGUGAGAARRAAAAAAAACGACUUACAGCUGCAGUGUUGUGAGCCAUUGCGAGUUAACUCAAGUCACCUGAUCSAGCUUGGCAGUCCACGCAGCCACUGUUAAUCAUUCUCUAACAAACUAGCAGGGGAAGGGAAAAGGGGACACCUACUAAGUUGCACAACAAAAUGCAUUCAACCAAAUUUCGUCUUCCACAUUUAACCCAACCCCUCUGAAUCAGAAGUGUACCAGGGGGCUGCCUUAAAUCGACAUCAACGGCACCCAGGGAGCAGUAGAUUUUGGGGAUUAACUGUCUUGCUCAAGGGCAGAACAGCAGAUUUUCCCACCUUGCCGGCUCAGGGWUUUCAAAACAGCGACCUCUCGGGUUACUGGCCCAACGCUCUUAACCUCUAGGCUACCUCCUUAAUGUAUAUGCAUUGCUGAAUACUGACCAUCUACAUUCCCAACAUGUGWGAAGACACCAAAAAAAGCAAUUGAGAGUUCUGUUGACGGGCGCUUCUGCAGUAGUUUAUCCACCACACUGACAUUAACCCAGUACUACAGGCGAGGAGAGAAAACCAACACAAGCGAUCAUGAUCAGCAUAAUGCAUGCCAUUUAUUCUCAACAACAUACUCUCAUUGGUCCAUUAUACAAACCAGUAAUCAGGUACUCAUAACCGUCAAGCAAUAAUACACUAGAUCACGGCUAACAGGCUGCGUUUACACAGGCAGCCCAAUUCUAAUAUUUUUUCCCCACCMAUUGGUCUGACCAAUCACAUCAGAUCUUU